Molecule: messenger RNA, 2205 nt
Organism: Daktulosphaira vitifoliae (grape phylloxera)
Lineage: Eukaryota; Metazoa; Arthropoda; Insecta; Hemiptera; Phylloxeridae
Exons: 6
Coding region: 121-2082 (653 amino acids)
Source: RefSeq, a predicted model, not a curated record
CAUAAGUCUUUUGUAAGAGAUUAAUUGAAAGCUAUUAGUUAUAUAUGCAGGAACUUGUUCAGAAAGUUGUUUUAUAAAACUUCAAUAUAUACUAUUAAGUAUUUUUAAAAAACUAAAAGAAUGAUUAAAAAUCGUUGUAAUACAUUUAACUUGAUAACGUGUCUUUUCGUUAUUCUUAUAUCAGCACAAAUAUUUUUCAACUCAAAUGCUAGCCCAGAAAUACAACCACCUGAUUAUGAUACCAUAUUUGACGAUUCAUUUUUACAAGUUAUAAUUACUAUUAAUAAUAAUAUCAAAUCAUUUGUCUGUGAAAAAAAUCAAAGAUUUAUUAAACAUUCAUUUAUAAAUAAAGAUGACAUUAAGUUGUUAUCAAGAUCUUGUGAAGAUAAUUACGAAUGUAGACAAAAAAAAGAAUCAAGCUUAAACAAAUUAAAAAAAGAAUUAGAGUCUUUAGAGUGUUUUCACACAUUUUUAUGUCUUCAAAUUUUAGAAGUGUUAAAAAACGAUAUUAGGAUAAAAAAUUUAAAUCCUAAUCAUACUCUCAAAAUAACUUUUCUAGAUGCAUCUGUUUACGUAGUUAGGAUGAUUUCAUUUUUUAUUUAUGGCAAGUUUGUUGUUAAUCCUUGGCAAUAUAAUUUUGCAAAACGACUCAUUGACUUAGCAAGACUCAAAAGACAAAAGAAGGAUACACUUAAAUUCAGUUUAGAAUACCUAGAUGACUCAGUAUUACUUUCUUCGAUGAAUGAAUUUUGCGAAAAUUGUAAAAAAACAAAUGAAUUAUAUAUUUUUCAAGAAAAAAUUAAUAAAUUUUUAAAUAAAAAAAAUUUCAAUCUUCAUGUGAAAAACUUAAUGUCAAAGACAUCUCUUCCUUGUAUAACAAACAUGAACAAAACUUCUCAUACACUUAUUAGCAAAGCUAAUCAAAAGGAAAUGGUUAUUGAUAAAGACUACGAAAAUAUUAAAAAAGUUUUUUUACAAAGUUUAAAAUUAAAUAAAUAUGACGAUGAAAUAUUUAAGAAAAAUGAAAUACAUUUCUUUAAUAAAGAUUUGUGGGAAAAAUUACGUAAUAAACGUCUAUCAUCUUCUCGUUUUCGCUGUGCUUGUUCAUUUAAUCAAACAAAAAAUAACGAACAAUUCUUGAAAAAAACAUUGCGCAUUUGGAAUAAAAAAUAUGAAAACUCUGAUACUAAAGAUAAUAUUCUGUUUCCUGUGCAAUAUGGUACAGUUAAUGAGCCCAAGGCAAUAGAACUUUUUGAGAAGAAAAUGGACGUAAAGAUUGAAAUGUGUCAUAAAUUUAUUGAUGAAAAGAUUAACUAUUUAACAGCAAAACCAUCUGGUUUUAUUAAAAAAGUUUUUCUACAAAGUUUAAAAUUAAAUAACUAUGACGAUGAAUUAUUUAAGAAAAAUGAAAUACAUUUCGUUAAUAAAGAUAUCUGGGAAAAACUACGUAAUAAACGUCUAACAUCUUCUCGUUUUUACUGUGCUUGUUCAUUUAAUCAAACAAAAAACAAAGAUUCAUUCUUGAAAAGGACAUUGCACGUUUAUAAUGAAAAAUCAAGUAAUACCAAAAAUAAUAUCCAUUAUGUUGAGCAAUAUGGCAUAGUUAAUGAGCUGAAAGCAAUACAACAUUUUGAGAAGAAAAUGGACGUAAAGAUUGAACCGUGCAGUGCAUUUAUUGAUAAAAACAUUAACUAUUUAACAGCAAAACCAGAUGGUAUAAUUGGGAAAGAUGGUAUUGUUGAAAUAAAAUGUCCAGUUAAGGUCCAAUAUAUGACUCCCGAAGAUGCUAUUAAAAAUAAAGUAAUAAAUUAUGUGCAUUACAAUAAGAAUGAAGAACUCGUAUUAAAAUGUACUUCUGAUACUUUUUAUCAAAUACAAGGAGAAUUACAUAUUACACAAUGGCAGUAUUGUUAUUUAAUUAUUUGGACACCAAAAGGUAUAGUUUAUUGUAAAAUUAUUCGAGAUGACAAAUUUUGGAACGAUAAUAUGGAACCAAAACUUAUUUACUUUUACGAAGACUUUAUGUUACCGGAAUUAUUAAAUAUUCAUUUAACUAAGGAUCUUAAUAUUACGAAUAUUUAGCUAAAAUAUAAUAAAUUAUUACACAUUCAUAUUUAAAUAAAAUAAAAAAUGAUUGUAAAAAUGUAUUAUUCAUUAAUAAAAAUAAAAAUAAUAAAAUAAAAUCUAAGGAAGUUAAGCGAUUCU